GCGGAGUCUGCCAGCUGCUGUCUGUGUGUGAGGGAACGUGGUGUGUGUGGCCGGUAGGAGAGCAGCUUCAGCGACACAGGGAGCGUUCACUGUACCACCCGUCACCAUGAAGACGACACUGACAGCCGCCGAGAUCCGGCAGAAGUUCAUCGACUUCUUCAAGGAGAACGGUCACACGUAUGUGCACUCCUCUGCUGUGGUUCCACUGGAUGACCCCACACUGCUAUUUGCCAAUGCCGGCAUGAACCAGUUCAAGCCAAUCUUCCUGAACACCAUAGACCCGUCCCACCCCAUGGCCAAACUCAACCGAGCAGCCAACACACAGAAGUGUAUCCGUGCCGGGGGAAAGCACAACGACCUCGAUGACGUGGGGAAGGAUGUCUAUCAUCAUACGUUCUUCGAAAUGCUGGGGUCCUGGUCAUUUGGUGACUACUUCAAGGAGUUGGCAUGUAAGAUGGCCCUAGAUCUUCUGACCAAGGAGUUUGGUAUUGACAUCGAGCGUCUGUACGUCACCUACUUUGGUGGUAACGAGGCAGCUGGUUUGGAACCAGACCUGGAAUGUAAGCAGAUCUGGCUGGAGCUGGGCCUACCGGACAGCCGUAUACUGCCAGGCAGCAUGAAGGACAACUUCUGGGAGAUGGGGGACACCGGCCCCUGCGGACCGUGCAGCGAGAUUCACUUUGAUCGCAUUGGGGGCCGCGAUGCUGCUCACUUGGUAAAUAUGGAUGACCCCAAUGUACUGGAGAUCUGGAACCUGGUGUUCAUCCAGUAUAACAGGGAGAGUGACGGCAGCCUGAAGCCAUUGCCUAAGAAGAGCAUCGAUACUGGGAUGGGGCUGGAGAGACUGGUGUCUGUGCUGCAGAACAAAAUGUCCAACUAUGACACUGACCUGUUCCUUCCGUACUUUGACGCCAUCCAGAAGGGCUCUGGGGCCAGGCCGUACUCCGGGAAGGUGGGCACGGAGGAUGAGGAUGGCAUAGAUAUGGCAUACAGGGUGCUUGCAGAUCAUGCCAGGACAAUCACUGUGGCACUUGCUGAUGGUGGGAGACCGGAUAAUACCGGCCGCGGAUAUGUCCUGCGCAGAAUUCUCCGUCGCGCAGUGAGAUACGCUCAUGAGAAACUCGGCGCUUCAAAGGGAUUCUUCUCAACUCUGGUGGAUGUUGUCGUCCAGUCCUUGGGAGACGCUUUCCCAGAGCUUAGGAAAGACCCUGACAUGGUGAAGGACAUUAUUAAUGAUGAAGAGACCCAGUUUCUGAAAACCCUCAACAGGGGGCGCCGCAUCCUGGACCGAAAGAUACAGAGCUUGGGGGAGAGUAAGACCAUUCCAGGUGACACGGCGUGGCUGCUGUAUGACACCUACGGCUUCCCCGUGGAUCUGACCGGCCUGAUCGCAGAGGAGCGUGGCCUGAAGGUGGAUAUGGAGAGUUUUGAAGAAGAGAGGAAAGUUGCUCAGCUGAAGUCUCAGGGGAAGGGCGCUGGAGAUGAGGACCUGUUGAUGCUGGACAUUUACGCUAUUGAGGAGUUGCGUUCCCGGGGUCUGGAACCUACGGAUGAUUCUCCAAAAUACAGUUACACCUCCAGCUCUGAUGGGGUCUAUGAACUGGAAAGUGUGGUGGGCACAGUGAAAGCCAUCCGACGCGAGAAGACCUUUGUGGACGAGGUCAGCACGGGACAGGAGUGUGGGCUGGUGCUGGACAAGACCUGCUUCUAUGCCGAACAAGGAGGGCAAACGUACGAUGAGGGAUAUAUGGUCCGAGAGGAUGACAGCAGUGACGAUAAAACAGAGUUCACAGUGCGGAACACACAGGUCCGGGGGGGCUACGUUCUACAUGUGGGGACUGUGUACGGCAGCCUGAGAGUUGGGGAUCAUGUACGUCUCUACAUUGAUGAGACAAGACGACGUCCAAUCAUGAGCAACCACACAGCCACCCACAUCCUGAACUUUGCCCUGCGCUGUGUGCUUGGCGAAGCCGAUCAAAGGGGGUCCCUGGUCGCCCCUGACAGGCUGAGGUUUGACUUUACAGCUAAAGGAGCCAUGAGCACACAGGAAAUCCACAAAGCGGAGGAUAUUGCUAACAAACUGAUCCUGGAGAACAAGACUGUCUACGCCUUGGAUUGUCCCCUGGCAGCCGCUAAAUCAAUUCAGGGCCUGCGUGCAGUGUUUGAUGAGACCUAUCCAGACCCUGUGCGUGUGGUGUCUGUUGGGAUCCCUGUGCAGGAUCUGCUGGCUGACCCCUCGGGCCCGGCGGGCUCUGUAACAUCAGUGGAGUUCUGUGGUGGAACGCACUUGCAGAACUCUGGCCAUGCUGGACAAUUUGUCAUAGUAACAGAAGAAGCCAUCGCUAAAGGAAUCCGAAGAAUUGUGGCCGUCACUGGAGCGGAGGCUCAGAAGGCUGCGCGCAGACAGGAGACCCUGAGAGCUGCCCUCACUCAGCUGGAAGACAAGGUGAAACAACAGACUGCACCGAACAAAGACGUACAGAAGGACAUAGCUGAUCUCAGUGAGACCCUGGCUACAGCCGUCAUCUCCCAGUGGCAGAAGGACGAACUCCGGGAGCAGUUGAAAUCCCUGAAGAAGACGAUGGAUGAUCUGGACCGCGCCUACAAAGCGGAUAUCCAGAAGCGGGUCCUGGAGAAGACGAAACAGCUGAUUGACGAUAACCCCAACCAGCCCCUCCUGGUGUUAGAGAUGGAGGCGGGUGCAUCCGCCAAGGCUCUCAACGAGUCUCUGAAGCUGCUGAAGUGCCAGUCUCCGAAGACCGCGGCCAUAAUCUUCAGCGUAGAUAACGAAGCUGGGAAGAUCACCUGCCUGUGCCAAGUUCCCCAGGAAACCGCCGAUAAAGGCCUCAAGGCAAACGAGUGGAUACAGCAAGUGUCUGAUCUGAUGGACGGGAAGGGAGGUGGGAAGGACACAUCUGCCCAGGCCACCGGGAGGAACGUGGGCUGUAUGUCCGAGGUGCGGAGGCUGGCUGAAGACUUUGCCAAACUUAAGAUGGACUCUAUGAAGAACUGAACGGGAACUCGUAGUAAUCUGCACCGCCAGCGGCCGUCUGCUAAUAAUUCGGGUCAUUCUGUGGUAUCGGGGUUCCGUGUUGCGUGGGAAUGACCACCUGCCUGACACGGACUCUGUGAUGUCUCUGGCCCAUCCUCUAAUGCCUGCUGCCUUGUCAUUCUCCAAGCUAAUAUAAUGACCAUGUGGGCUUACAGGGAGGCCUGGGGCCUAGCUGCUAACACACCCUCUACUGCCACUGACAGGCUAACACUUAGGGAUCACCCUUCUUGUGUCCAGUCCUUUAGCAUCAGGGGGAUAAUAUGUUCCAGGCUGUAUGUUGUAGGUCACCCACUGUUACAAGCCAUCAGCGUCUGUCAUUCGUCAUAAUAAAAUGUUGUAAAGUGUA
Messenger RNA from Pseudophryne corroboree (corroboree frog), 3398 nucleotides. RefSeq names its product alanyl-tRNA synthetase 1 (gene AARS1). The transcript is spliced from 21 exons. Gene Ontology annotation, cellular component: mitochondrion; cytoplasm. Gene Ontology annotation, molecular function: alanine-tRNA ligase activity; nucleic acid binding; ATP binding. Gene Ontology annotation, biological process: alanyl-tRNA aminoacylation. The coding region runs from base 107 to 3013 and encodes 968 amino acids. The record is from RefSeq and is a predicted model, not a curated record. NCBI's taxonomy places the organism in Eukaryota, Metazoa, Chordata, Amphibia, Anura, Myobatrachidae.